CCUGGAGCUUCCGACCCCAUAACAGUUGCCACCACUGUUCACCAAGUCCCAUUCAAUCCCACAACAGAGGAUUCGUGCUCAGUGAAAUAAGCCAAACCAUUUGGAAUAUGGGGAGAGUGGGGUUUUCUCUUGUUUCUUAUGGGAAAAAAUACUGCUCUUCAACAUAAAAAUGUGGUGUGCCUCCUUAUCUUCAGGAACAUGACCUCUAACUGUUGACAAAACUAAGCACAAAGAAAGUAAAGUCACACAUUUCCUUACUUCAAAGAUUGUGUUCAGGCAGCGACGUGAGUGUCAACAAAGUGUCACCAGGAACUGAGCCAUAUGAGAAUACUGAGUGCUUGUGAGACAAUUCCAAGAAAACAAGACAAGAGUCUGUGACCUCACUUUCCUCAGAACACAGAAUUGUUCUUGGAAUGUGUUCUCAUGCUCCUCCCAGGUGUAGCAGACAUCUCAACUGAAAAGAACUGGAAUUUGUGAAACUAGAUGUGCUAACUCACUGAUCUGGAGGCUGCUAUGGUAUCAGGGUAGGAGCACCGGGGUUGCAGUUUCACUUGCGGCUUUUCUUUCUCUCCUUUGUCUGCUGCAUCACUCAUUUUGUUAAGCAUGAAUACUCUUUAAAAUUAAAAAAAAAAAUACCUAAGUUUUAUGCACAUUCUUCAGAUCUAAGACUUACAGAACUGAUGAGAUGGCUCAGUAGAAAAAGGAUCUGCUCACCAAGCCCAAUGACCUGAAUGUGACACUGGGGACCUACUUACAUGCCAGAUUAGAAGCUCAGUGUAUCUUCAGGACCAAGAACUCAAUGAAGCUGGCUUUUCAAAAAAGAAAUUAUUUUUUAAGGCUAUUAAAGACCAUGAAGUGGGCAUUCAAGGGACUGGAGUUAAAAGUGGAUCUGAAAGUCAAGGCCCAAUGCUAUUCAGGAGGUGGAGGCAGGAGGACCAGAGGUCAACUCUAGCUUGCACUUCAUGAGAAGACCGAGACCAGUGUCAACUACACAGAGCAAUGUUCAUUGGGUACAAAAACAUCUAUUCAUAUUUGUUAACAUUGAAAUGAAGAUUCCAGGUAGCCCCAUUGGAGAGCCCUGUGGAAGGACAUGCUUGGAAGAGAGAGAUAAUCAGUGGUUGGGGGUAACACUUUCCAGACAGCCAGGUGAAAACGGAUCUAUUGUGACUUGUGGGCAUAGGUGGAAAAAUAUAUUUUACAUGAAGAAUGAUAAUAAGCUCCCCAUUGGUAUUUGCUACGGGAUGCCUCCCGAUUUGCGAACAGAACUGAGUAAAAGGAUAGCCCCAUGUUAUCAAGAUUUUGUGAGAAAAUUUGGAGAAAAAUUUGCAUCAUGUCAAGCUGGAAUAUCUAGUUUUUACACACAGGAUUUAAUUGUGAUGGGGGCUCCAGGAUCAUCUUACUGGACUGGUUCUGUCUUUGUCUACAAUAUAACUACGAACAUAUAUAAGGCGUUUGUAGACAGAAAAAAUCAAGUAAAAUUUGGAAGUUACUUAGGCUACUCAGUUGGGGCUGGUCAUUUUCGAAGUCUACAUACUACUGAAAUCGUGGGAGGAGCCCCUCAACAUGAACAGAUAGGAAAAGCAUAUAUAUUCAGCAUCGAUGAAAGGGAACUGACCAUCGUACAUGAAAUGAAAGGUAAAAAGCUUGGCUCGUACUUUGGAGCUUCUAUCUGUGCGGUGGACCUCAAUGCAGAUGGCUUCUCCGAUCUCCUUGUGGGGGCUCCCAUGCAGAGCACCAUCAGAGAGGAAGGGAGAGUAUUCGUGUACAUCAACUCUGGCCUGGGAGCUGUAAUGGAUGAAAUGGAAUCAGCACUCAUCGGAGGUGACAAAUAUGCCGCAAGAUUUGGGGAAUCCAUAGCAAGUCUUGGUGACAUUGAUAAUGAUGGCUUUGAAGAUGUUGCUAUUGGUGCACCACAGGAAGAUGAUUUGCGAGGUGCUAUCUACAUUUACAAUGGCCGAGCAGAUGGGAUCUCAUCCACCUACUCACAGCGAAUUGAAGGACUUCAAAUCAGUGAAUCACUAAGGAUGUUUGGACAAUCUAUCUCAGGACAAAUUGAUGCAGAUAACAAUGGAUAUGUUGAUGUAGCAGUUGGUGCUUUUCGGUCUGAUUCUGCAGUGUUGCUAAGGACAAGGCCUGUAGUGAUUGUUGAAGCAUCUUUAAGCCAUCCUGAGUCAGUAAAUAGAACGAAGUUGGACUGCACUGAGAAUGGACUUCCCUCUGUGUGCAUGGAUCUAACACUCUGUUUCUCAUAUAAGGGCAAAGAGGUCCCAGGCUACAUCACUUUGUUUUACAACGUGAGCUUGGAUGUGCACAGAAAGGCAGAGUCUCCAUCGAGAUUUUACUUCUUCUCCAAUGGCACUUCUGACACAAUCACAGGGACCAUACGAGUGUACAGCAGUGGAGAGAAAUGUAGGACACACCAGGCAUUCAUGCGGAAAGAUGUGCGAGACAUCCUCACUCCUGUUCAGGUUGAGGCCUCUUAUCACCUUGGGCAUCAUGUGCUCACCAAACGAAACACAGAAGAGUUCCCGCCACUUCAGCCAAUCCUCCAGCAGAAGAAAGAAAAGGAUGUGAUUAGAAAAACGAUAAACUUUGCAAGAUUUUGUGCCCAUGAAAAUUGUUCUGCUGAUCUUCAAGUUUCUGCAAGAAUUGGAUUUUUGAAGCCAUAUGAAAAUAAAACCUAUCUUGCUGUUGGGAGCAUGAAGACCAUAAUGCUAAAUGUGUCUGUGUUCAAUGCUGGAGAUGAUGCUUAUGAAACAACCCUGAACAUCCAACUCCCCACAGGCCUAUAUUUCAUUAAAAUCUUAGAACUGGAAGAGAAACAAAUAAACUGUGAGGUGAAAGAGAGCUCUGGCAUGGUGAAACUUGCCUGCAGCCUUGGCUACAUAUAUGUGGAUCGUCUCUCAAGAGUAGAUAUUAGCUUUCUCCUGGAUGUGAGCUCACUCAGCCGGGCAGAUGAGGACCUCAGCAUCAUUGUACAGGCCUCCUGUGAAAAUGAAGAAGAAAUGGACAAGGUGAAGGAUAACAAAGUGACAUUAUCGAUACCUCUAAGGUAUGAAGUUAUGCUGACUGUUCACGGGUUUGUGAACCCAACCUCAUUUGUGUAUGGAUCAAGUGAAGAGAAUGAGCCAGAAACAUGCCUGGCAGAGAAGCUGAACUUCACUUUCCACGUUAUAAACACUGGCAUUAGCAUGGCUCCAAAUGUUAGUGUGGAAAUAAUGGUACCCAAUUCUUUUCUCCCUCAAACUGAUAAGCUCUUCAACAUUUUAGAUGUCCAGGCGACUACUGGGCAAUGCCAUUUUAAACACUAUGGAAGAGAGUGUGCAUCCGGACAGCAAAAUGGUGUAGCGGAGACCUUGACAGACAUACUCAAAUUCUUCUCAAAGACUGAUAAGAGACUCUUGUAUUGCAUGAAAGUCGAUCUACACUGUUUAGAUUUCUUAUGCAAUUUUGGGAAAAUGGAAAGUGGGAAAGAAGCCAGCGUUCACAUCCAGCUGGAAGGUCGGCCAUCCCUCUUGGAAAUGGAUGAGACUUCAUCACUCAAGUUUGAAAUAAAAGCAACAGCGUUUCCAGAGCCACACCCAAAAGUCAUUGAGCUAAAUAAGGAUGAGAACAUUGCCCAUGUUCUCUUGGAAGGGCUCCAUCACCAAAGACCCAAACGGCAUUUCACCAUCGUGAUCAUUACCAGCAGCUUGCUGCUUGGACUUAUUGUACUUUUACUAAUUUCAUGUGUUAUGUGGAAGGCUGGGUUCUUUAAAAGGCAGUACAAAUCUAUUCUACAAGAAGAAAACAGGAGAGACAGCUGGAGUUAUGUCAACAGCAAAAACAACGAUGACUGAAGACUUUUAAAUUAAGAGAACUGAACAAAGACUCAGGUAGGUUAGGGAAAGAUCCUGUUCAUAAGACCCAGGAUAAUUUCUCUUUUACCAUGUACUUGUGACAUACUAUGUCUUAAUGCAGGGAAUAAAUAUCUCCAAGAAAGAAAAUACAGAAAGGUUGCUUUCCAGCAGUCAAAUGGAUCAGCAGAGAAAAACACUAAAGCUCUUGACUUACUCAAGAGAAGUGAACUUCUGAAGAUGACUUGAAAGAAACUCCAGAUUAAGCCAGAUGGACUUAAAAGGAAUAGUCUUUCAAGGAGAUAUUGACUCCACGUGCCCACGUCAGUGAAAUAAAUGCUACAGAAUGGGCACUUGUUGGUUUCAAAUACACCUUUGAGACAUUUUCGAAGUAUGAUGAUGAUCUUUGAAGCCAUUUAGAGUUUUUCAAAAAGCUGGUUCCAGAUUUUCUAAUGGAUACAUCAUUUUACAACAGUGGAUUUGAAGAUUUUCAUUGGUGGCACAUCAUCAUUGGGCUGUGUCCCUAUGGCCCUUUUAUUCAGCAGAUACAAAUUUUUAAUGCCUGGUGAACAAUAUCCAUGCAGAGCAGGAUGGAUUCUGGACAAGUGUGGCUCCUGGACAAGCGGCCCUCUCUGGACUUGUUUUUGCAUGUAUAUACACUUUUCUAAAAGAGACAAUUAUCACUCUACUUUUUUCUUUUAUCAGGAGUGCCCAGGAAUAUUUUUUUCAAAAUUUUAUUUGUAAAACCAAUUCUUAAGAAUUUUAUCCUCAUAACAGAUUAUAAAUAUUGCACUUUAGCCUUUACAUGCUGAUACAAUAUGAACUCACUGGUGAUUUAAAACUGUGCAAAGAAAGAUUAGGGAACCAAUAUUUCAUACAACAUUCACUAUUUCAAAUUAAGCAAACAUGAAUAUCUACUAGGAUGCUUUUGUUUUUCUUUUUCUGGUUAAAUAUAUAUAUUAACCAGGACUGUAAAAAAAACAACAGUGUUAUACAUAUGGAGAAACAAGUUCAUAGACUGAACUGCAAGUCAUCAAUGAAGCUUGUAUGCAGUAACAUAAUAAAUGUGACAUCAAAUUUCCAUGAGAUAGUAUGUUUGAUGUUAAACAAGGUUCUGUUUUAAAGGGAAAUAUCUUCUACUUGGGUUUUACAUAAUCAUUUUUUGUACUAUUUAUUUCAUAUAUGUGAUUUGACAAAUAUACAUUUUCAUCUGGAUAUUAUGUGUAAGAAAGCUAUGGCCAGAUUUUGAACAUGUGUUGGAUAAAAGGGCAGCCUUCACUGUUAAGAAGAAAGAUUGCUUUACAGGAAAUCUCUGCUGCCAGCUGGCCCUUCCUCAGAUUUCCUGAUUUCAUGAGAGUUGCCUGUUCACUGCGCCUGGAGAACCAGGGUGUGCUGGGCUUUGGAAGAGAUUUUCUCAGCGAGGAAACUUGAGUAAAAGAGUGCAAGGAUCAACUCUGUGUGCACAGACAAAUAUUUAAUUAAGUGUUUUUAUUUUUAAGGGCUAUUUUUUUUGUACAAAAGUACAUAUUUAUAGUUUUCUCAUAAGAAUUAAAGUAGUUAUCUCAUGAGGAUAUCUGUGUUAAUACAUGAAGAUCAAUAUCAGUCUAGACCUAUCUUUUUAAAGGAUGGUCUCUGAAGAAAUUUAAAUUUGGAUCAUUACACUGAAAAGUGUGACCACCGAACCCCAGCCUUUCGGGUACAAAGGAACACAGCUACCUCUUGGGCCACAAUUUUGCCCAGUUAGAAAGAUACUUUAUGUAUAUUUUUAAAUAAAACUUAUUGUAAACUUAGAAAUGUACCUGUAUAAUAAGCUUAAAAAUCUUGUUACUUCAAAAGAUGACAUUUGGGGGUUGGCUUGGGGGACAAUAGCCUAAGUGGAAAGAUUUUUUUUUUUAAUUAAGUAGUGGUUCAUGGUUAUAUCACUAGCUCCUUGUAGAGUUUGAAAUUUUAUAAAAUCUAUAUUUUAUCAGGCUAUAAAAAAUUGUAAAAAAAUUAAUAACAAAAAAUAUCCUCAACAAUAUUGACAUAGCACAAUGUUGUUUAUAUUAGAUCCAACAAAUGCCUUCCAAAACUCAGAAUUUGAUUUUUCAUUGAUUUCAUAUUUUUAUCUUGAUUUUCAAAAACCUAGAUAGUAUUUCUAAUUACAUUAAGAUAGAUGUUUGAAACAGAUACUUUCAUUCAAAAAUGCAUUUUCUAUUUGUGUAUAUGUUACAUACCAUAUACCUUCAUAGUAAAUUUCUACUUUACAGAUUUUUUUUUAUAUGCAAUUACAUGCUACUUUGGAAUCAUUCAUUUCUUCCAGGCUUCCUCCAUAAAGCCUGAUCAGUCUUGGGUGCAGUCUAUAAAGAAUAAUAUAAAACUGAUUAUUUCAUUUAUCUGCCAUUGUUAUUUUUCACAUACCUCAUGAGUGUGUUACAUAAAGCACAGAUUAACAACCAACAAGCAGGACUACAAGCCAGCAAGCUGAAGGACCAAAACUCCAACAUUUGUGACCAUUCCAGAACCUUCUCGAUCACCUUUCCAGCCUGGCUAAUAUCUUUCUAUGCCUCUGUGAAGAGGCAGUUGUGAGAACAUCCCUUCUGGGGGUGCUCCAUAUACACUUCAGCCUGCUAAAACCCAGAGGGCUUACUGGGAGUGAGCGUGUAGGCUCCUACAACUGUUCAUACCCAUCAUGCACUCUUGUCAAUAUGUACAAUGUGGUUAAUGCUUUGUAAAGCUCGAAAAAAAGCCCCCAUUGCUUUAUAUGCUGUCUUGAAAAAAAAAAACAAAAAACAGGACUUGAUAAAAAAAAGCAGUGUUCAACACAGUAUUAUGGUAUUACAGCCCAGUUUGGGGGAGGGGGCUAGAAACUGUGGCACUAUAAAUAUUAUCUUUCCAAAAGGCUUAAGACUACCCUCUAAGACCAACAUUGUAAAUUGUAAACACAUUAUCAGUAUAGCUUAUGCAAAAUAAUGAUUUGCAAUGCCAGCACAAAUGCUCAUAUUUGUCUUUAUUGAACGGUAUGCGUGUCUUUUUACAGUUUGCUAACUUACUGGAUUUUAAUCUUCUAUACGGGCAGUUAAGAGGAAGAACCUCAUAUUCUGUUAGUCGCGUUAUGUCUGCUAUUCUGCACAGCGAGUGUGAAAUAGUGGGCUUACCUAAUGUGGACCUCGGAUGCAGCUUCCAUUAAGUCACCAUCUACAUUCCAAGGAAAUCCGCUUUCUGGAACAGUUGCAGGAUCCCCACCCUCCUCCUGCUGGUUGUAUCCAUUGCUUUUACCCCUGGGAUGGAUUUUUACUUCUUCAAUGGUGUAAGUCUCCACAAAGGGAAAGUUGAACUAAAUAGAACAAAUGCAAAUAACA
Peromyscus maniculatus bairdii (prairie deer mouse) is the source of this 7177-nucleotide messenger RNA. NCBI's taxonomy places the organism in Eukaryota, Metazoa, Chordata, Mammalia, Rodentia, Cricetidae. The record is from RefSeq and is a predicted model, not a curated record.